This is a messenger RNA of Nelumbo nucifera (sacred lotus), 4339 nucleotides long. Its product is annotated as DIS3-like exonuclease 2. Gene Ontology annotation, molecular function: 3'-5'-RNA exonuclease activity; RNA binding. The record is from RefSeq and is a predicted model, not a curated record. Gene Ontology annotation, cellular component: P-body. NCBI's taxonomy places the organism in Eukaryota, Viridiplantae, Streptophyta, Magnoliopsida, Proteales, Nelumbonaceae. Gene Ontology annotation, biological process: mRNA catabolic process.
AAGGGAGGAAAAAAAGAAGAAAAAGAGAAAAAAGAAAGAGUGGGGAAGACAAAAGAAUCGAGAGUCGGCGCUGAUGUCUCUGCCGACCACCAAUCAUCACGUCUUUGUCACCACCGCCAAAGCAACAUUAAGCGUUUCUUCCUUUUCUCCCUCUCUCUCUCACAAACUUCAAUAAAAUUUCUUCUCUUAUUUAUUUUUCUUUCUUUAGUUCUGUUAAUUUUUUCUUGAUCGGUUCUUCCGUGUAUUUUUAUCAAACGGAAGAGACCCAUGAUAGUAAUAGAGUUUAGAUUUGCUGUGAUUUAGGAAUUUGUUCUGGUUUUUGGCCUAAUUUGGUGUUCGUUGAGGUUUAUUUUUUUUGGGUCUUAUCUGGUUUUCAUGUUGGGAUCUUGAAUUUGCUGGGGUAAGUUAUGCGAGGGAUGGCAGAGCAACAACAGGUGGUUGUUAUUGAGAGGAUUGACGAUGGCGAGAAAGAGAAGAAGAAGAAGCGUCGAUCUCGACGUUCCAAACAGAACCCUGUUGUUUCAGGAUCAGGUGAUAGUUCAGUUAGUGGAAUGCGUGGUGAAGCAUCUGGAUUGGGAAAUAGUAACACUUUGAACUAUGUUACUUCAUCCAUGGGCACAUAUUCAUCACAGCAAUAUCAAUUGGAUGCCCAUGCAUUGGUUAAUAAUGGACCAGGCAAGGCAUCAGAUAUUGCUUUCUCUUCUCUCCCAACAAUGCGUAUCCUUGGUGAGGAAUCAUUGGUUCAGGAGGGCAAUAUGCAGGAUCCACAUUUUUUUCAAUCUGAUCCUGGGGUUACAAUGUAUUCUAAAUCAUGUCCAGAGCCAAUAUGUCAGGAAGAAGCAAAUGAAUCAAUUAUGAAUAAAGAAAACCUGCCUUCCCGUAAGCCAGAAGCAUACACUGUUAUGCAGAGAAAGUAUUUUGAUUCUCACUGGUCUAUUGAGGCUGUUAAUGAGGCCAUAGAGAGAGGUGAUUUAUUUAAAGCAUCGUUCCGUGUGAAUGCUUAUAAUCGGAUUGAGGCCUACUGCACCAUUGAUGGCAUACCGACAGAUGUUCUCAUUAGUGGAAUUGCAGCUCAAAAUAGAGCAGUGGAAGGGGAUGUUAUAGCAGUUCAGCUGGAUCCUUUCACAUGUUGGACUAGGCUAAAAGGGUCAUCUGGCAAUGUUGAUGAUUCUACUCUGAUGGAUGGUUGCAAUGCAUUGCCUGAAGCUGUGGAUGUGCUUAGUGAUAACUAUAAAGGGAAAGAUAAGAUAGAUUUUGAGUUGGAGGACACUUCUAGGGGAAAUGGUUUUCUCUGUCCAGACAAGGGGUGGCAUCAUCAGAAUAGAGCUUUUGUAGGUGAAGCUGUCCAUCUAGAUCUGAGAAUUGGACCUAAAAGUUAUUGUUAUGAGUCAAAUGGACAUAAUUCCCCUGCUUUGGAUCCUUCAAAUGCAGUUUGUUCUCUAAGUAAGAAUGAGCUUUUAAAUUCGAUAGAAAAGAUAUGUGCUUUGAUUAGUUCUUUCCCAUCGAAGCGACCGACAGGUAGGGUGGUAGCUAUUUUGGAAAAGUCUCCUCGUCGUGAUGCUGUUGUUGGUUUUCUUGGUGUUAAACAGUGGCUUUCUUAUAGGGAAGGGUAUAAAAAGGAGCCCAAGAAAAACAAGAAUUCUUUAUCAUUCUCUAAUAGGGAAUACAUCCAAUUAACACCUACUGAUCCAAAAUUUCCUAAAAUGGCAGUUUCUGUAAAAAGCUUGCCAGAUUGCAUCAACAAGCGAUUGAGGAAGGGUGAUGCUACAGUUGAAAUGGAGUUGGUGGCUGCAAAAAUUGAUGAUUGGAAGGAGGAAAGUAUUCUGCCACAAGCUCAUGUCAUGCAUAUUCUUGGACGAGGUGGAGAAAUUGAAUCAAAUAUUGCGGCAAUUUUGUUUCAAUAUACAAUUACCAGUGCUGAAUUUUCAGUUGAAUCUUUAUCCUGCCUACCUAAAAUUCCAUGGGAGAUUCCCGUAAAGGAAUUAGAAAGAAGAAAAGAUCUUAGAAAUCUUUGCACUUUUACAAUUGACCCUUCUACUGCCACUGAUCUUGAUGAUGCUCUAUCGGUUGAAAGGUUGUCUGAUGACAUUUUCAGAGUUGGUGUCCAUAUUGCUGAUGUAUCAUAUUUUGUCUUGCCAGAUACAUCCUUGGACAUAGAAGCUCAAAUGCGGUCUACAAGUGUCUACCUUCUGCAACAUAAACUACCAAUGUUGCCUUCACUGCUUUCAGAGAACUUGGGUUCACUUAUUCCUGGUGUAGAUAAACUUGCGUUUUCCAUUUUUUGGGACAUCAGUAAUGCUGGGAACAUAGUGGAUCGCUGGAUUGGCCGUACCGUGAUUCGUUCCUGUUGUAAGCUCUCAUAUGCACAUGCUCAGGAUAUCAUUGAUGGAUUGGUAGAUGUUGAGAAUCCUACCAUCUUUAGAAAUAGGUUUCCUGAAUUGUGUGGGCCGUUUACAUGGUGUGAUGUCGUCAGGUCUGUUGAGAGCCUCAAUAAAAUUUCUAAGACACUGAGUGAGAACAGGUUUAAAGAUGGGGCUCUUAAAUUAGAAAGCUCCAAGCUUGUUUUCUUGUUUGAUGAGUGUGGAAUACCUUGUGAUAGUAUGCUUUGUGAACGGAAAGAUUCAAACUUUCUUGUGGAGGAGUUCAUGCUCCUGGCAAACAGGACAGUUGCAGAGGUCAUAUCUAGGGCUUUUCCGAGUUGUGCAUUGUUGCGUAGGCAUCCGGAACCCAAUACACGGAAGCUGAGAGAUUUUGGGGCUUUUUGUAGAAAGCAUGGUUUAGAAUUGGAUACUUCUUCCUCUGGCCAGCUUCACCUUUCACUGGAAAAGAUAAGGGAAAAGCUCCAGGAUGAUCCCGUAUUGUUUGAUAUUCUCAUCUCUUAUGCUUCAAAACCAAUGCAGUUGGCUAAGUAUUUUUGUAGUGGGGACUUGAAAGAUAGGGCAAAUGAAUGGUCUCAUUAUUCAUUGGCAAUUCCUCUCUAUACACAUUUUACUUCACCAUUACGUAGAUACCCUGAUAUUGUUGUGCAUCGAACAUUGGCUGCUGCUAUGGAAGCUGAAGAUAUGUACCUGAGGGGACAAAAGACGCUGCUGAAAUCAAUUAACGGGGAGACAGUUGCAAGAAGAUGUUUCACCAGUACUUAUUUUGAUAAAGAUGCUAUUUUGUCCAAAGAAGCUCAGGAAGCAUUAUCAGCUGCAGCAGCAAAGCACAAAGUUCCUUGUGCAGAGAAGCUUGCAGAUGUUGCUGCUUAUUGCAACGAGAGAAAGCUGUGUAGCAAGCAUGCUGAAGAUGCUGGUGAUAAACUCUAUAUGUGGGCUCUGCUGAAGAACAAAGAGACUUUAUUCUCAGAAGCUAAGGUUUUGGGUCUGGGGUCAAAGUUCAUGUCCAUUUAUAUUCAUAAACUGGCUAUUGAGCGACGAAUAUAUUAUGAUGAAGUUGAGGGUUUGACUGUGGAAUGGCUGGAGACAACUUCUGUAUUAGUGCUUGAUUUGUGUACAAGUAAACGCCCUCAGAAAAGAGGUAGCCCUAGUAAACGCCGGGCACUUGAAGAAGUUGCUUGGGUUACUAGCUUAUGUGACCUGAAGCUGGAGCAGGGUGUCUUUGAGAAUGGUAACCAUGAAGGGGGCACAAACAAGGAAGGAGUUGUUUCUAUACCAUCCAAGGAUUAUAGCACUGCUUCUGAACCUGACAUUUCAGUUGGUAGUGGAAUUAGUCCUGCUGUUUUUCCUCUGACAGUUCGACUGCUUUCAACAAUCCCAGUUGUGCUUCAUGCAGUUGGGGGAGAUGAUGGUCCACUUGAUAUAGGAGCAAGGUUGUACAUGAGCUCGUACUUUUAAGUGAACCAAGGUUUUCAGACAAGGCAAACUUGGUGCUGGAAAUAGGUUCUUGAGGGAGAUGAAGCAUAUAGAAAGCUCUAUCGGACAUGGGUAAGCACCUUUUGUAGAUAUCAAGUUAAUGUAUAGCUCAAAUGGAGUACAAUGAUAUUCCAAUGUCAAGAUGGUUAGGUAUGGUGUGAAUAGCUAACACCAAAGAUGUGAUCUAGUGGACUUUGUAGAUAAGCGUAGGAAUUUUUUUUUCUGCUGAGGCAGUGUUUCAGUGGCUAUCUUUUUAAGCUGCUUUUGGGAAUUGGUCGUUUUUUUUCUAGGCCAUUUCCAUCUUGUUUUUCGCUGACAGUUAUUGCGGUUUCUGGCACUUGAAAUACCGAGUACCAGAGACAUGCGUGUUUUUUGAACUGUAGCCCAAUGAUUCUUUUUCGUUUUGGGCAAUCAGGUUUACUGUUCAGCUUAGUAUGUUUUAUUUUCCCAGUAUGAGUAUUUUGGUGGUUUGAUUUUGGAUUUAA